AUGUCUUCUUUAUCAAGCCCUUGGAGGCAUAUUAUUGUCUUCCUCGUCUCUUUUUUUCUUCUGGACGUUGCCUCAGCCCUGCCUUCUUCCCCCUCAAUACGACCGUACCUACUUCCACCACCUAAGCAGCUUAUAAGUAAAAGGUCAGAGUUGUCUCCUUCGAUACGGCCAUACUUGCUGCCACCUCCCAAGCAACUCAUCAGCAAGAGGUCGGGAAAUGGGACAUUCAUGCCCCGACUUGACGUCAACUUCCCAGAUCCAUGCCUUCUCCAUGAUCAAGACGGUCGAUGGAUAUCCUUUGCAACAAGUGGAAAUGGACAUCAUAUCCAGAUCGCCAUGGCUGAUGAUCCUUUUGGUCAGUGGACUCAUCUUGAACAAGAUGCACUCCCUGGGGAUGGGUGGACGAGCGGCAGAAACUUCUGGGCUCCUGAUGUGCGAAAGCUAGACGACAACUCAUACGUCAUGUACUUCUCAGGGGAAAACCCCGAAGGCGGUCACUGUAUCGGAGUUGCGCGAUCACAAAACAGCACAGGUCCAUACGAGAUGGAUCCCGAACCAUUCGCAUGCCCCAAAGACGAAGGUGGAGCAAUCGACCCGGCCGGUUUUUACGACAAGUCGACUGACAAGCGCUAUGUGGUCUACAAAGUUGACGGUAACGCUCUCAAGGGCGGCGCCGGCACUCCGAUCCGGCUACAAGAAGUUUCAACCGACGAUGGAUCAACACCGAUCGGCGCGCCUGUGGAUAUCAUGGAUCGGAUCCCUGCAGAGGAUGGGCCCCUAGUUGAGGCUCCAAACCUAGUGCACACGGAUGACGGCAGAUACCUGCUCUUCUUCAGCAGCCAUAUGUACUCGGAUGAUGCAUACGAUGUCAAGUACGCCGUGGCCCAUCAGGUUGAGGGACCCUAUGUCCGGGGCCCGGAACCAUUCCUCAAGACGCCUGCUCUCGGGCUUAAGGGGCCGGGUGGAGGCACAAGUGCUGAGGAUGGAGGUUUCUUGGUGUUCCAUGCGCGGUGCGCGGACGGUAAGAGGUGUAUGUACUCGAUUGGGUACGAUAUUGCCAGAGUGGAUGACUCUGUUUAA
Molecule: messenger RNA, 1080 nt
Organism: Fusarium venenatum
Lineage: Eukaryota; Fungi; Ascomycota; Sordariomycetes; Hypocreales; Nectriaceae
Product: glycosyl hydrolase
Biological process (GO): carbohydrate metabolic process
Molecular function (GO): hydrolase activity, hydrolyzing O-glycosyl compounds
Source: RefSeq, a predicted model, not a curated record